Molecule: messenger RNA, 1359 nt
Organism: Scomber japonicus (chub mackerel)
Lineage: Eukaryota; Metazoa; Chordata; Actinopteri; Scombriformes; Scombridae
Exons: 10
Molecular function (GO): oxidoreductase activity
Source: RefSeq, a predicted model, not a curated record
AGAUGUCUGAUUAGCCAUUCAGAGGUGCAAGGCUUCAUUGAGAGGUGUAUGACAGCUGUGGGUACCAAGCAGCAUCAUGCUCGCAGCCUAGCUGAGGUGCUGGUGGAAGGAGACCACAGGGGUCACUACAGCCAUGGACUGAACAGGAUGGACAUGUAUGUGAAAGACAUCAAAUCAGGAAUCUGUGCCAAAGAUGGUGAGCCGGUGGUAGAGAAGGAGAGUGCAGGCACAGCGCUUGUGGAUGGGAAGAACCUCCUGGGUCCUGUGGUGGGAAACUUCUGCAUGAAACUGGCCAUAAAGAAAGCCAAAGAGGCCGGCAUUGGCUGGGUUGUGGCACACGGCUCCAACCACUAUGGUAUUGCUGGAUACUAUGCAAUGCAAGCUCUGAAAGAAAACAUGAUUGGCAUGUCAUAUACCAACACGUCCCCUCUGGUGGUCCCCACACGUGGUAAAGAUUGCACUUUGGGAACGAACCCCAUCAGUGUGGCUGCACCUGCUAAUGGCGGAGACAGCUUUGUCCUGGAUAUGGCCACAUCAGCAGUGGCACUUGGAAAGGUGGAGCUCCAUGAGCGACGUGGAGACAGCAUCCCCGAGGGAUGGGGUUGUGAUGCUCAGGGCAAGCUCAGCACAGACCCCAAGAGAGUCCUGCAGGGAGGAGGGCUGGUGCCGAUUGGCGGCAGCGAAGCUACAGGAGGGUACAAAGGCUAUGGUCUGGGAAUGAUGGUAGAAGUGUUCUGCGGCAUCCUGGCUGGUGCCCAGUAUAGCAAACAUGUCCGCACGUGGAAAGUAACUGAUCGUGUUGCCAACCUGGGUCAGUGUUUUGUAGCAAUCAACCCAGAAAACUUUGCUCCUGGGUUCAGCGACAGGAUGUCAGACCUGCUCUCCAUCCAAAGAGGAUUGGACCCUGCUGACCCUGGCUGUCCUGUUUUGACUGCUGGAGAUCCAGAAAGGAUGCACAUGGAUGAAUGUAAGAAGAUAGGUGGGAUCUCCUACCACCUCAAAGUCGUCAAUUACAUGAACGAAUGUGCUAAGAGCAUUGGAGUCAGCAGUCUUCUGCCAUGUGACAAACUCAUCCCCAAUUAGUCUGCCCAAUAAAAAUCUUUGGAAAUCUAACAUUUCUCCUCAGCUUGAAGUUCACAUUGACCAACUAGUGAAUGCACAUCAUAUAAGCUGACAGUUAUUUUUUAAUGACUUAAACCAGGUAUUUUAACAUAUGUAUAGUUUUGAUUAAAAUAUUUUGAUAACCUUAAAAUCUGUGACCAAAAUGGAAAAUAUCAAAUAUUUUUCCUUUUAAGGGACUCAUUGAAGAUUCUUGAUAUGCUGUCUGACAGCAAAUACGCAUAAAUUGUCUGAAGUUGU